AGCAAUGAGCCUAGUACGCUGCCUUGCGGUACUUCAUGAUCAACAGAAACAUUACUUGAUAUUUUACAUUCAAUUUUUACCACUUGAAACUGCUCAGAUAAAUAAUCACCUACCCUUAAUUCCAAACAUUUCACAUUUUCUCAAGAACAAUUUCCUGUCAAUAGUUUCAACCGCUCUUUGUAGGUCAACAGAGACACACACAAUCACUUUACCAUCAUCUACAUAUUUUUUCUACUUUGUACACACAAGUUGGCAUGUAGUUUUACAAGAAUGAUCCCUUCUGAACCCGGAUUGCCUCUCAAAAAACCACCGUUUACACGUAGAUGCUCACACAGCUGUCCAUGCACUGUUGUUUCUAUAAUUUUCUCGACGACUGGCAUAAGAUUGAUGGGU
This is a messenger RNA of Acanthoscelides obtectus, 393 nucleotides long. NCBI's taxonomy places the organism in Eukaryota, Metazoa, Arthropoda, Insecta, Coleoptera, Chrysomelidae. The record is from the annotation of a GenBank genome assembly.